Messenger RNA from Salvia hispanica, 4165 nucleotides. Lineage: Eukaryota; Viridiplantae; Streptophyta; Magnoliopsida; Lamiales; Lamiaceae. The record is from RefSeq and is a predicted model, not a curated record.
AAAAUGAAAAAAAUCUAAUUAUAUUUGUGUUCAUUUUUCUUCUUGGUUUCCUGCAAUUUCAAUCGCUCUUCAAAUUCUCCAUAUAAUCCGAUCUCCAAUUUCCUUCUUCUCUCUCUCACAACUUUCCCCCCUUUUUUCUCUGUUGAAUUUCUCCUUAAAUUCUGUGCCACAAUUUUCUGUGCUCGAGAGCGCGCGGAGGAGAUCAGGAUCUCCGCCGUGAGCUCGCCGGAACGUGACGUCAUCUCCGGCCAGAAGCGGAGGCAAAGCGAGCAGGAAAACGCCGAGACAGAGGGAGAAUUCAUAUGUAAAAUAUUUUAUGCAGAGAUUAUUCAAACAAGAGAGAGAAAGAGAGAGAGCAUAGAUGAUGAUACAUGUGGUUAACGUGCAAUGUAGGGAAAACAGCAAAGGAAAAAUAUGAAGAGAGAGAAAGGCAUCGAGGAAGCGUUGGAGGAGGUUGUUUGCACGGCACAGAUACCUAGAUCUCUUCUUCAAUCUCCCUUACCCUUGCCUUUUGCCGCAAUUUAUUCCGUUUCAUUGUCAUUCUUAAAUUCCGAGAUGAUUUUCCCUUCUUAAAAUCCCUUCUGCUCGUUUCUGUGUUUUAUCUGAUUUUUUUCCUGAGAAAUGAUGCUGUAAUUUUACAGGUUCUGUCUGAAGCUGUAUCUUCUUAACUUCCACAAGAAUUGACGUUUUUGUGAUUGGUGGAAGCUAAGGGGUAAUUUUAUUUUUAAGGAUCAACCAAGCUAUCUAAAAUGAUGAACUCUCGGGGUUUUUCUCCUUCGUCCUUCUUUUCAGAGGAGGUGCGCUUGUCUGAUGAGAAACAGGUUGGUAUGAAGAAGAUGGACCAAAUGAGUGAUUAUGCAGGUUUUAAACUAGAUGGGAUUUUAAGGCCUGAAGGUGUUGCUUCAUCGCCACAUGAAAAUGGAAUCCCAUUCAAUUCACAUAUGGGGAAUGGUUUUGCUCUUCCUGACUAUUAUCUCACUCGUGGUCGUAAUGUUAACCUUCCAUUUGGAAAGCAUCUUGUUGGAGCAGAUAGAGCAGUCAGCCGCUCCUUGCCUAGCGCUGUUGAUCAUGAUCUGGGUUCUAGAACUAAUUCGAACAUAGAGCCUGUGCCAUAUUGUUUUGAUGGAGAUAACAUAAACCUCACGGGUGCUCAGUACGAAAAUGGCCUUUUUUCAAGUUCUAUGUCGGAUUUAUUUAGUAGAAACUUAAAAUUGUCAUCUAACAAUGGUCAAUAUGGUCACUCCUUUGCUACUGCUGCCUCCCAUUAUGAGGAAGAGGAAGUUUUUGAAUCACUGGAAGAACUUGAGGCUCAAACUAUUGGUAAUCUUUUACCAGAUGAUGACGACUUGCUUUCUGGUGUGACUGAUGGGUUUGGCAGUUUUAAGAGAACUAAUAAUGUGGAAGAUGUGGAAGAUCUAGACCUGUUUAGCAGUGUUGGUGGAUUGGAACUUGGAGAUGAUAGCUUCUUGCAAAGAAAUACUGAACUUUCUGAUUUAAAUUCUAUCAAUCAGCUGGGAAUAUCUCUGGGCUCGAACGGUGGGGAACACCCGUUUGGGGAGCAUCCUUCUAGGACACUUUUUGUAAGAAAUAUAAAUAGCAACGUUGAAGACUCUGAAUUGAGAACACUUUUUGAGCAAUACGGAGAUAUCCGCACUCUGUAUACGGCAUGCAAGCAUAGGGGGUUUGUUAUGAUCUCAUAUUAUGAUAUAAGAGCAGCCUGCAAUGCAAUGAAAGCUCUUCAGAAUAAGCCAUUGAGGCGUCGGAAACUUGAUAUACAUUUCUCAAUUCCUAAGGAUAAUCCAUCAGAAAAGGAUGUAAACCAGGGUACUGUUGUGAUUUUCAACCUUGAUUCUUCUGUUUCAAAUGAUGAACUCCGUGAAAUAUUUGGUGUCUAUGGUGAAAUCAAGGAGAUUCGUGAUUCUCUGGGCAUGUCUUAUCAUAAAUAUGUAGAGUUCUAUGAUGUCAGAGCUGCAGAAUCUGCACUUCGUGCGUUGAACCGGAGUGACAUUGCUGGAAAGCAGAUUAAGCUUGAACGAGGUCGGCUUGAUGGCUCCCAAAGAUUCAUGCAGCCUAUUUCUUCUGAACUGGAGCAGGAAGAAUCUGGUUUUCUGUUUCAGCAUAGCCCUUCGAAUAACUUAUCAAGUGGAUUUUCUGCAGGAUCACUUUCGCUUGGGGGGACAUUGUCCGGUACAGAUAAUGGAAUUCAUGGUCAUCUCUCGACAAAUGGAGGUCAUAUGGGAUCUCUCCUGGAUAAUGUGCUGCAACAUGGCGUAUCAUCUAGUGUGCCUAACAGCUUACCAUCUCUAAUAAGAGUUGAAUCUGGAAAUCAAUCCAAUAUCGCUGAAUCUGGCCAUCAACGGAACCACCCGAAAUUUGAGCUCCAGAGCCAGUCAAAUCUCCAUCCGCAUUCUCUUCCUGAAUAUCAUGAUGGUUUAGCAGAUGGGCCUCUCUUCGGUUCUCCAAGUGAUAUGGCUGCAAAUGUUAAUUCUCGGCCUCCAGAAAUAAUUGAUGGCCAGCAGUUCCGCAGAAUUAGCUCCAACGGACAGUCGAUCGAGUUAAAUGAAGUUUUUGGUUCCGCUGGAAACGGGAGUUGUCCUCCUCCUGGGCGUCAUUACAUGUGGGGUAAUUCCCAUCAUCCACAACAACCUCAGGCUGUUUUAUGGCCCAACUCACCAUCAUAUGUCAAUGGUAUUGGUGCUGCUCAUCCUUCACAGAUGCAUGCUGUACCUCGAGCACCAUCUCAUAUGAUGAAUCCACUUCUAUCUAUAAAUAGCCAUCAUGUUGGAUCAGCACCUUCUGUCAAUCCUUCUCCAUGGGAUAGGCGGAAUGCCUUUGCAGGGGAGUCGCCUGAUGCUACUUCUGUUUUCCACCCCGGUUCGCUAGGGAACAUGAGAAUUUCUGGUAAUUCCCCACAUCCACUGGACUUUGUCCCUCAUAAUUUCUUUCCACGCCCUGGUGGAAAUUGUAUGGAUAUGCAAAUGUCUUCCAAGAAUAUCGGACUACAUCCCCAUCACCAGAGGGGCAUGAUUUUUCCUACAAGAGGCCAAAUGCUUCCUAUGAUGAGUUCAUUUGAUUCUCCUAAUGAACGAACUAGAACCCGAAGAAAUGACUGCAAUUCAAGUCAACCUGACAACAAAAAGCAGUUUGAGCUUGAUUUAGAGCGAAUUGCACAUGGAGAUGAUAAACGGACCACACUUAUGAUAAAGAACAUUCCUAACAAGUACACGUCAAAGAUGCUUCUUGCUGCAAUUGAUGAACGUCACAGAGGAACUUAUGAUUUCAUCUACUUACCUAUUGAUUUUAAGAACAAAUGCAAUGUAGGUUAUGCCUUCAUAAACAUGACUGAUCCUAAACUUAUAGUGCAUUUUUAUCAGUCUUUUAAUGGAAAGAAAUGGGAGAAAUUUAAUAGUGAAAAAGUUGCAUCUUUAGCAUAUGCUCGGAUCCAGGGGAAGGCUGCCCUCAUUGCACACUUCCAGAAUUCAAGCUUGAUGAACGAAGACAAAAGAUGUCGUCCUAUACUUUUCCAUACAGACGGUCCAAAUGCAGGCGAUCAGGUCCCAUUCCCAAUGGGUCCCAACAUUCGACCAAGGCCUGGAAAAACCCGAACCAGCACCUCCGAUGACAACAAUCAAGACUUCCCAUCAAACUCUCUAAACGGGGAGGACUAUUACAACGGAGAAUCAUCUUCUGGUUCGGGCAAAGAUUCAGACUGAGUUUUGCGACACAACUAACCUCGUAGAAACUGAACAAACGCAGGCUAGUGAUUGUACCGGAAAUUUUGCUACUGUACAUUAAAGUUUGGUAUGGUUAAGAAGAAAGAGCAGAGGGUAGAAAUUGACAAUUUGCCUGACCAAAGGAGCAACAUCAUGGAGCUUCGAAAUUUUGAAUAUCGACAUUUUGAGGAGUUUGAUUAUGUUGUGUGUUUGUAUAGAGAGAGAGCAUGCAAAAUAUGGUGUAUGGAGACCAUUCUCUUAUUUUGCUCUUGGCACUUUUUGUUUGGCCCCUCUUUCAUCUUCUCUUGUUUUUUGGGCAAUUUGCUAAGAGAAGUCAAGUAACAAACUACUAGAAAAAAUUUUGUUGUGUCAUUCAUGGAUGGAUUGCAUCAUUUUCUUUUUUCUGACUAUAUGUAAUUUUCACUUCUAUAUCCACUCAUUUCAUUUCUACC